Messenger RNA from Papaver somniferum (opium poppy), 1509 nucleotides. RefSeq lists its product as uncharacterized. The record is from RefSeq and is a predicted model, not a curated record. Lineage: Eukaryota; Viridiplantae; Streptophyta; Magnoliopsida; Ranunculales; Papaveraceae. The transcript is spliced from 3 exons. The coding region runs from base 320 to 835 and encodes 171 amino acids.
AGAGGGAGAGAGCUUUUUAAAGACAUGUCAACUCUUUAUAGAACCUAGAGAGAUAGAAGAAACAAGAGAGAAGAAGAAAAAUAAAAGACAGAAAGUUUUUCAUUUUCAACGAAUUUCAGGAUUAAAUUGUUUCAUAAUUUGAUUAUUCCAGAUUAAGUUCUUAAAAAUUAAGCAUAAAAAUUGUAGAUGAAUCAGUUCAUAUUGCCUACCCAGAGAGAACUCAAACAGAGAAGAAAAAAGAAUUUACUCAUCAAGGUAUUGAAAAAAGCCCUUAUUAUUCCGCCCUAGUUUUUGAUAAUUUUGGGGAAAUCUUUGAAAAAUGGCGAUAUCAUUCACUAAAUUUUCAUGGUGGUAUUGGGGAGGAAAAGAUCGAGAAACAACUGGAUCAUCCGCAUCAUCUUUGCAAAAUUCAGAAUUUGGAUUGGGUUUGAGAGAAUCAGACAGUGUUAAAUUUACAUCAGUUGGGGCGAAAAUUCCAUCAUCAUCUAGAAGGACUAAGAGAAAAUGGAGUAGUAGACAAGAGAGAAGAGUUGAUAGGGAAUAUGAUGUUGUUUUAGUACCAUCUGAUGGUGGGUGUUUAUCAGGUUCUGAGUCAGAUGAUUCAGAUUGGUCUAUUGGGUGGAUGGAACCACAUGCUCCUGAAUUUCAUAGUGGUGAUGAAGGUGAGAGUAGUUUUGCUGUCUUGGUUCCUUGUUAUGGACGCGGUCGAAACGAAGUUGGAGAGAAUUCUAAGAAUCAGACUGCUUUGGGUGCCAUUGGUGAACUCAAAAAUGGGUAUUCUGCUGAGAACAAUAAGUUGGUGGAGCAGUGGCUCACAUCUCUUCAGAGCAGCUGAUAUGUUGGAUUUGUCGAUUGUUUUCAAUUAUCCUUGUACUUCUUAGUGAAAGCUAAAACCCCAAAAAAGAAGAAAAACCCAGAAAAGGAAAAAAGAAGAAAAUUGAAAAGAAAAAAUCAAACUGAAAAAAACCAAGUAUUUUGAAGGAGGAGAUCGCCAAUUUUCAAUUCGCGCUGCAGGUAGAAGGCGAGGUCCGGGAGGAUCAACAUUUUGCGUAGUAUAAGAUAAAAAUAACUCAGUUUCAAGAUAUAGGUUCUCAUUGCUUCAGAUCUUUUAGAUUUAGAAUAACAGUCAUAAGACAGUAUAACUCAUUGAACUAUUUGAUUGAUUUCUGCCGAUGUUGCUGCUUAUUCUCCUACUUCUCUACCUUCAAGAGAUCCGCCGAGCAAUAGAGAGAACGAAGGAGAAAGAAAGGUAUAUUCCAUGCAAAGUUAUUGCUUGUAAAUAAAAAUUUAGCUUCUCUGUACAUUUUAGGAGCAUGUUCUUGCUGCCUUGAACUUACUAUCACUACUAGUUUACUACUACUUGCUGCAAAUAAAUAACUUCUGUUAUCAACAGACAGAUUGUAGUAUGGAUCGCUGAGUUGGGCAUGUUCACAUUUCUGCCCCAUCUUUUGCUGUAAAUAAACCUGUUUUCUGUGAAUAAAUUCUAUCAAGGAGUUGUUGAUCUAGUUA